Pimephales promelas (fathead minnow) is the source of this 795-nucleotide messenger RNA. The record is from RefSeq and is a predicted model, not a curated record. Lineage: Eukaryota; Metazoa; Chordata; Actinopteri; Cypriniformes; Leuciscidae.
AUGUCCAAGAGUGAUUCAGAAAUCCAAGAUCAUCUCAUGAUCUUGGAUAACUUGGUUGAUGACCAAGAACUGAAAGAUGAGCUCCAAAGUCUUGAUGACCUUCUUGAUGAGCUGCAGGAAGAGGAGGCAGCAGCAGCAGCACCAGUGAAGACACCUGAACCGAGGGUGGUUUGGAGAAAAAGAGACAAUACUGGAAAUAUUGUUCAUGCGAGGCCAAGAUCAAGCAGGAAUCAUUCAGAUAAGGCUGAUCACAUUCGGAAGACUGAUCCUCCCUUCAUUGCUCCUGACCCUAACUGUGAGGUGGCCUUUACUCCAGAGACUGUUGAGUGUUUUCUACAAGAUCUCCAACACUCACUAAGUGAAUUCUCUGGUGAUGAAGCAUCACCUCUUGAAACCCCAAGAGAUCCUCUUCUGGCUUCCUCAAACUGGAGCAAAAGACAAAGUCUCUUUUCAGAGAGGUGGAGGGCAGAGAGACCCCGCCUGGUAAACACGGCUGCGGAAAGGGAACAUGUGGCAACACACAUCUGCCAACAGUGUGGGAGCAAUCCAGCGGCUGUCCGGUGUUGUGACUGUAGACCACGUCCCUUCUUCUGUGCUGAAUGUGACGUCAGCAUGCACACCAGACAUGUUCUUCACAACAGAGAUGCCAUGACUGCUGGAUUCUUCCAACCAUUGCCUCCAACAACUUACGUGGUGGAUAAGGCUCUUUCCCAUUGUGUCCGGCUUGUACCUGUGGAGAUGCCUGACAAAAUCUGUGGUUGUUCACCAGAGUCAUUGAGGGACAACAUGAUCUAA